Molecule: messenger RNA, 657 nt
Organism: Closterium sp. Naga37s-1
Lineage: Eukaryota; Viridiplantae; Streptophyta; Zygnematophyceae; Desmidiales; Closteriaceae
Source: the annotation of a GenBank genome assembly
AUGGGACGGUUCAGCAGUGCCGCUGCUGCAGCUCUCCUCUGGUCGCUGCAGCUCUCCUCUGGUCGCUGCAGCUCUCCUCUGGUCGCUGCAGCUCUCCUCUGGUCGCUGCAGCUCUCCUCUGGUCGCUGCUGCUCUCCUCUGGUCGCUGCAGCUCUCCUCUGGUCGCUGCAUCUCUCCUCUGGUCGCUGCAGCUCUCCUCUGAUCGCUGCAGCUCUCCUCUGGUCCCUGCAGCUCUCCUCUGGUCGCUGCAGCUCUCCUCUGGUCGCUGCAGCUCUCCUCUGGUCGCUGCAGCUCUCCUCUGGUCGCUGCAGCUCUCCUCUGGCCGCUGCAGCUCUCCUCUGGUCGCUGCAGCUCUCCUCUGGUCGCUGCUGCUCUCCUCCGGUCGCUGCAGCUCUCCUCUGGUCGCUGCAGCUCUCCUCUGGUCGCUGCUGCUCUCCUCUGGUCGAUGCAGCUCUCCUCUGGUCGCUGCUGCUCUCCUCUGGUCGCUGCUGCUCCGUAAGGCGGAUGAUAUGCGAAAUGGAGGAGGAGGAGGAGGAGGAGGAGGAGGAGGAGGAGGAGGAGGAGGAGGAGGAGGAGGAGGAGGAGGAGGAGGAGGAGGAGGAGGAUGAAGGGGCAUCGAAAUCGAAAAAAACAGAGGAUCAGGGCGAGGGAACUUAG